UGCUGGAGGGCGGCGGAAGCGUGGCAGCCCGAGCAGGGGACCCACAUGGCUUCCUGGGGCCCCACCGCGGUGCUCUUGGUGGUUCUGCCGCUGGUGCCGGCCCCUGGGCUGGGGGGAGCCGUCGCCGAAGACAGCGAAUGGGUGAAGCUGCCUAGUAAAUGCGAAGUGUGCAAGUAUGUGGCUUUGGAAUUAAAAUCCGCCUUUGAUGAAACUGGCAAGACCAAGGAAGUGAUUGACACAAAGUAUGGAUUCUUGGAUGGCAGAGGAUCUAAAAUAAAGUACACAAAAUCGGACAUUCGCCUAAUUGAGGUGCAAGAAAACAUCUGCAACAGGCUAUUGGAGUACAACCUGCACAAAGAGAGGACAGGAAGCAAUCGGUUUGCAAAGGGCAUGUCUGAGACGUUUGAAACUCUUCAUAACCUGGUGCAUAAAGGAGUGAAAGUGGUGAUGGACAUUCCUUAUGAGCUUUGGAAUGAAACCUCUGCAGAAGUGGCUGACCUUAAGAAACAGUGUGAUACACUGGUGGAGGAAUAUGAAGAUGUUAUUGAAGACUGGUACAAAAACCACCAGGAAGAAGACCUCUCCCAGUUCCUCUGUGCAAAUCAUGUUUUGAAAGGAAAAGACACCAGCUGUUUGACCGAGAAAUGGAAUGGCAAGAAAGGGGACAUGUCGGCUUUAGGGCAGAAGAAAACAAAGAAAAAAGAGGGCAAAGCCAAGAAGAACACAAAAACGAAGAAGAAGAAGGACACAGAUGAGCAAGAAAUGGAGACUGAGGAGCCCGGGGCCAAGGAGCCCCUUGAUCAUGUAGAGGCAGAAGGAAACACUCAGAAAGUGGCUCCACUUUCUCACAAAGCUGAUGAACUUUAG
Euleptes europaea (tarantolino) is the source of this 867-nucleotide messenger RNA. RefSeq names its product canopy FGF signaling regulator 3 (gene CNPY3). Gene Ontology annotation, molecular function: signaling receptor binding. The transcript is spliced from 6 exons. The record is from RefSeq and is a predicted model, not a curated record. Gene Ontology annotation, cellular component: endomembrane system. NCBI's taxonomy places the organism in Eukaryota, Metazoa, Chordata, Lepidosauria, Squamata, Sphaerodactylidae. The coding region runs from base 46 to 867 and encodes 273 amino acids.